ACUGACCACCACCUGGUUCAUGACUGGGCACUUGGCGCUGACGGGUCCUGGCAGGAUAUAUUUUAUCCCAACUCACGGGAGUAAAGAGACAACGAUUGAACACGCGAGCUAUUCUGUCGUGGCGAGCUGAGGAUCGCGGAACGGGAGGUCGCAUACGCUGGCGCCGUUUAAAUUAAAUGGCAAGUCUACGAGCAAAACCUUCAUCUGGUGAAGCUGCGGGGGGUGGAACUGUGAAAUCUGGUGUUGCUGUUCAAAAGCCUUCAAGGGGUAGCAACGGCGGAAGCCAAAUUGGCGAUGAGAACAUUUGGUCUCCAUCAUGUGAGUAAUUGUUUCUGAAGUGUUAUUUAUAGGAGCUAACUAUUGCGCCCCCCGGAAAGCCUGGCAAUCAAAGCCGAUGAUGCAGGGUGUGGGUUAUAAGGAUGAGGAAGCCGUAGGAAAAGCUCUUAAAAAGCUCGAGUCACUUCCUCCUCUUGUAACAGCAGCGGAGGUGAGCCUAGCUCUCUAGGACAAAAAUCAGUAACAACACACUGACUUAUUCUAGGUGUCGAAGCUCCGUGCCAGCUUGAAGGAGGUUGCACUGGGCAAGGCUUUCCUGUUGCAGGGUGGUAUGCAGGCUGUAUUUAUUUGCCUGUAGCGCGCUUUACUGAAGAGGGCCGUUAUAGGUGAUUGCGCCGAAUUGUUCGACUACUGUACCGAGGUGAGAUUCUCAGAAGGCUUUGCGAGCAAUAGUUGAUGAGAUGCAGGAAAAAAUUAGCGCAAAAGUUAAGCUCUUGCUUCAGAUGAGCAUGGUUUUGAUAUGGGGUUCGUCUCCGCCUGCCACUUCCGAUUGCUUUUCUAAAGUCUACCAGGCGGAAAUAUUCCUGUUGUCCGGAUAGGCAGAAUGGCUGGUCAAUACGCCAAGUAGGAUCCCCCAAUAUUUUUCUUGCUUUCCGGCUGCGCUGUGGUGUUGACGAUUUUAGACCGAGAUCUAGUUUGACUGAAAUAGUCGACGGGGAAGAGAUACCCUCCUUCCGUGGCGACAUUAUUAACGGUUUUGAGUUUUCGGAGAGAACUCCUGAUCCUACUAGGCUUGUCAGGUUUGCUUUGUCUGCACUGUUGCUGGUUGAGUAUGUCUGGGCUGAUGUAGUAGCGCAUAUUAUCACUCGGCAACAACUCUCAACUUUUUACGUGGACAGCUCUCCUCCGGAUUUGCGGACCUGCAUCAUGCAUUCGAAUGGACCCUGAGUCACGUGCAGGACAGUGAGACGAAGGAGAAAUAUCAAGCCAUCGUGAAUUCGAUUACCGAUACUAUCCGUUUCAUGCAGACUAUUGGUGCUGAUACAUCCUCCAGUCUUGGAACCGUAGAUCUUUAUACCUCUCAUGAGGGACUUUUGCUGGAGUAUGAGCAAGGUUUGACAAGGUUGUUGCGUGACCCCGCCGGUGGUACUCUGGCCAAAUGGUACGCUACAUCCGCACACUUCAUCUGGAUAGGUGACCGAACCAGGCAAUUGGAUUGCGCCCACGUCGAGUAUUUCCGCGGGAUUGAGAACCCAAUUGGAAUCAAAGUUGGCCCGACCAUCGUAGGGGAGGAGCUAGCGAAAUUGUUGGAUAUUGUGAAUCCGAAGAAGGAGAUUGGAAAAGUAACCUUGAUUACGAGAUACGGUGCUGAUAAAGUGACCGAACUUUUGCCUGGCCAUAUCGACGCAGUUGUUAAAUCUGGGCAUACUGUUGUUUGGUAUGUUUGUCGCUACUUCUAAAGGGAAAGCUCAUAAUGCCUGACUUCCGGUAGGCAAUGUAAGCAGAUUAAUUUCCUCUCCAGCUGCAGUUGGUGCUGAUAGGACGCACCAAUUGGAAUUUAGCCGAUCCCAUGCAUGGGUAUGCACCCACUCCUUAUCAACUUCAGCCUUCUGAGAUUCUUUGGGGGCGCUCCUUAGCAUCCUAUGAAACACGAGGCCGAGCUAAAAACUGAAGAUGUAAUGGUUGCGCAGCAACACUAGAUCUUCUCCUACCGGUGUCAAAACACGUCAAUUCGAGAACAUCAUGAUGGAACUAUCAAGUACUCAUCGUAUCCACCAGAAGAGUGGAACCCAUCUGGGUGGUGUCCAUCUAGAGCUUACCGCUGUAAGAUGGUGCUAGGCUUCCGACUUUACUCAAGAACUGACUUUGUGGCCCACAGGACGCAGUCACAGAAUGUGUGGGCGGGUCGGAGAAUCUCACGGAUGACGACCUAUUACUCAACUACACGAGCUACUGCGAUCCGAGAUUAAACAACAAACAGGCUCUGGAGGCGGCCAUGAUGAUUGCUACUUGGUAUCGUGAAAGGUCUUGAAAUAGAGUUUUUGGUGGGCAUUAGGUAUCGAAGGUGGUAUCAAGCGAGUAACAGUUGCUCUACGGGGUGACUGUGAGUGAGUCUGUAUGAUACACCAGAAAUAGCGGUGAACCAGAUACCACAUGUGGUUUGUAGUAUGCGAUGCCAGUGACUGGCAUAUGAUAAAUGAGUUACGUUAUGAGCCUAACCCGAAUUAACAGGAUUAGCUAUGGCUAUGAGAGAAGUAGGGCACCUAAAGGGUGGAAACUCUUUUCAGAGUUUUAAGUAUCCUGGGUACCCAAAUCCCAACUUGGUUAAUUUAUAGAAGCAAUAGUUCUUCAAAAUAAUCAGUAUU
Messenger RNA from Tuber aestivum (summer truffle), 2642 nucleotides. The record is from the annotation of a GenBank genome assembly. Lineage: Eukaryota; Fungi; Ascomycota; Pezizomycetes; Pezizales; Tuberaceae.